Molecule: messenger RNA, 210 nt
Organism: Bursaphelenchus xylophilus (pine wood nematode)
Lineage: Eukaryota; Metazoa; Nematoda; Chromadorea; Rhabditida; Aphelenchoididae
Source: the annotation of a GenBank genome assembly
AUGUGUGUGUUUGUGGAGUUUGCCGGCUUCGCAUUAUCUCCGUCGGAGCCUGUCGGAGGCAUGGGCUUCUCCGGCGAUGCUUUUCCCUCCGGCUCCGACUUGAUUUUCGUGGGUUUCAGGGCAUUUUCUUUUUUUUCCUUUGGCAAUGAGGUGGUUAUUGGCGAAGAAGUGGUGCUAAGUGGUGGAUCGGGUGUGAUUGUGGGCUCCUAA